Messenger RNA from Striga asiatica, 860 nucleotides. Lineage: Eukaryota; Viridiplantae; Streptophyta; Magnoliopsida; Lamiales; Orobanchaceae. The record is from the annotation of a GenBank genome assembly.
CUCCAAUAAGAUAGUUAGCUCCAAUUUCAGUGUCCCUUCUUCCUCGUCUUGAGUGGAUUCAAAGUCUCGACUUCAAAAGAAAGAAAAAAAGCACCAUUUAUUAAGAUUGACACAAAAAAUGAUGACCACACAAUUCAUGAGAAACAUGAGAAAUUCAAUAAAGAUGAUUAUUCUCUUAGCUUCAAUCAUCUUCUUCUUGCAGAGUCCCGUUUUUGCCGGAAAAGAGGAUGAGCUGUUGGCUGGUCUGUGGAGCCGGGAACAGAUGGUGAAGUUGGCCGGUUAUGGAGAAGAUAAGCUUUCGACAGUCACGAUUGGCGGCAAACUUCUUUGCACAUCCGGUCGAGAUAACAAUCAUCCAUAUCCUAUCUCAGGUGCAAAAGUGUGUGUUUUAUGCAGCACAAGUGAGAGAACAAACAAAUCAUGGGCAAAAGGCAGCACAGAUGUUCAAGGGGAAUUCCUUAUAGACCUUCCCUCCAAUCUUCAUGCAACUCCCGAUUUAGAAAAAAAAUGUUCGGUUAGUGUUUUUCGAAUCCCGAGGAGCUCGCCAUGCUGGCGUGCCCUUACGAGAAAACUCGAAACGAUCAAACUCGUGUCAGCAGCCGAAGGUGUUCGUGUUUACACCACUGGCGACAUUUGUUUGGCGCCAAAAUCUUUAGACGAGCACAUGAAGGAGAGAAAGAAGACAAAACAUGCAGCAUUUGCUUUUUUGUGAUAAGACAAAUGGCACGUUUUCAUAGGUAACUCGGAUAUCGGGCGGUUGGCGCUUCUAGUCACGCUGAGAGAGAGAGAGAUGUAGUUUAUGAUUUUUCAGCUGUAUAUGUUUUUUGUUGAUGAAAUAAAGGUUAGAAAGAAUCCCCAAU